ACAGGAUCGUACUGUGCGAACCUCUUCAUGACUAGUUAGCAUUAAAAUUUUGAUGAAUUAAUCAUGAACUCAAAGCAAGUAUAUGAACAUGUCUUGGUUCUUUCUGUACACUUUCCUCGAUUUUUAUCCAUUUUUUUUGCUUGAAAAACCUCAGUUGGAUCAACACAGUUGUGAGAUCAAGUCCGAAAAAUUUUCGAUAAAAAUUUAAUAACCAAAGAAAACCGAACCCAUGCACAAUUCCCCCACAAUGAAUAUUAUUAGAAAAUUCAAGAGACCUUUGCAGUAUAAGGUUUAGGUAGCUCAUUGGUGUCAUUUGCGAGAAAUAAUUCAAUUGCUAAGAAUUCCUCGCAAAAAUAAGUUUUCAGCAACAUCCUCGUUUUAUUGCUUAAAUCCUUUUUUUCAAUGAGAAAAAGGAAAGCAGACAGUUCAGAGACUUCAACCCACAUCAAUGUGGUGUGAUGUUUUCUCAAGCUCAGCCUUAUUGAGAAGCCUCAUCUCGAGAGGCCUUGCUCUUUUCGUUGGAAGUUUUAGAGAAAUGAACAUUGGGAGGGCAUUUCUCGUUUUCCCAUUGAAGGGUAGCAACUUAGCGUCAGAAAAUAAUGAGCUAAUUUUCGGCCCAACACAAUGAGCAUUGAAAAUUGAGCAGAUUUGCACGAUUCUCCGUCACAUGGCCAAGACAUAAAUAUUUCUGCUUAACAAAUCCACUGAAUACAUUGACAGGUUGCAUUUGUGUCCCAGACCCUUUUUUUCCUUUCCUUACGUAAGGCUGAGCUCACCAGUUCCUCGUAAGAGCUCACGUUCACAUUCACGAUGACUGGCUUGAAACAUUGUGUGUCCUUUACUCGAUGCACGCGCCGCACACCAAUUGACCAUGUACAGGUUUCAAAACCACAACCAGUCAGGAAUUAGCGAAGCAAGAAACGUCUCCGAGUUUGAGUCAAUCAUUCAAUUCCGAAGAAGUUUUCCAGCACAUUUCCUAACAAUAUCUGAUCAGUAUCCAUUUGAGCCAUAGAAACGUUUUACGAUCUGUUCAUGUCGUAAGCAAGUGUCCCAUGUGCCUUGGCUUCACGUGUCCCAAACAAAACGUGAGCUCCCAGUCUCGCUCGCCUUCUCUUCUCUCUUUCUGGACUCGAACUUGGCAUUUCCCAAGCCAACAGAGAUCGAAGAGCCUGCUCUCUCUCUCUCUUUCUCUCUCUCUCUCUUUCUCUCUGUCUCUCUUUGUCCCUACAUUGCCUCUCCUCACCGGCUCGGUUGGGUUCCCUUCAUUCUGUCUUUGUCGCACGCACAUUUUUGGAACGUGAGCUUUUCUGGCCAAGUCGGGUGCGGGUGCUCGUUCCACAUUCAAGAGUUGAAUAAAAACACACUCCCAUACGCACACCAACUAGAGCUGUGAAACCCAGAAAAAAUGGUCUUGAACGGAUCCAAUCUACUGGAGAUGGCCAAGCAAAAUGUGGGUUCGAUUCCCCAUGGGGAUUUGUUCCCUCAAAGGAAGCGUCGGGAAUUCACGCCAGAUUUCAAAAAGGAUCAAAGCUACUGGGAAAGAAGGCGAAGAAACAAUGAGGCUGCCAAACGAUCCAGAGAGAAGCGACGCCUCAACGACAUGAUCCUUGAAACGAAAGUCAUGGAGCUGUCCAAGGACAACGCUUUCCUUCGAGCCCAAUUGACGGCCAUUUUUGAGCGUUACGGCAUCAGAGGCGAGUCUUUGAUCAAUUUCUACGACAUUCAAGAACGAUUCGAAGGAGAGAGGAUCGUCAAAGAAGAGAUGGAAUGGAUGUCCCCUUCAGAAGAGUCUGGUACCCCCGAGCAGGAUGACUUCAGUAGUGAAUGCGGGGAUGCUCCCGAAAACUUGUCCAAAGAAUCCUCUCAAGACGGCGUCAAGUCGUCUCCAGCCCAAGCGAUUGGAGGAGAUCCUCGAGAUUCCUCGUCGUCCUUGUCGACAUUGUCGUCGUCCUCCACCUCUCAGAUCAGUCACAUGCCCCUCUCUCCUCUCUCGCCCACCUCUUCAGACACAUCUGGAGGCGUGUGCUCCUCUGAAGAUCAAUUUAUUCACCAACUACCCCAUAAGCUCAGGUUCAAAUACCACCAAUCCGAAUCCAAUGAGAACACGGAUCACUUGGAUAACCGGCGACCGAAAUCCGGCCACCUCUUGUCAGAUCACAACAAACUAAUGGACGAAUCCCAUGACUCACCACGUUACUUCUCAUAUGGACACCAUCCUCAUGCGGAGGCUCCAAAGUUCCCCUCCGAGGCCAGCGCGUUAUCUCACAUCUUGGUGUCCAACUCAUCCAUAGAAAUGUGAAGGAAUUACCUUCGCUGAUUUCGGAUGGACAAUUUUGGACCGUUAGGUCCCUUUGAUGCGAGCUCUCUCCGUUUGAAAUCUUAGUAGUACCUGUCAUCCCCCGGAUAAAUGGAUAAAAUAUCCUUACUCCUCCGUCUCUUUCUUCUCAGCGCCCAUGCUACUUACCAACCAAAGACUCAAUCCGAUCGAAUCUUUUUAAACAGAGUCCUGCUAGAUCAAUGUUGUUAGCCGUGUGAACACGUACGUCCAGAUGGAUAAAUUUCACCUAUUUUGAAUGAAUAAAAAUUUCUCAUACGAAUAAUUGUUUUUGAGA
Tigriopus californicus is the source of this 2612-nucleotide messenger RNA. RefSeq names its product nuclear factor interleukin-3-regulated protein-like. The transcript has 2 exons. The record is from RefSeq and is a predicted model, not a curated record. Gene Ontology annotation, molecular function: DNA binding; DNA-binding transcription factor activity. Lineage: Eukaryota; Metazoa; Arthropoda; Copepoda; Harpacticoida; Harpacticidae. Gene Ontology annotation, biological process: regulation of DNA-templated transcription; circadian rhythm. Gene Ontology annotation, cellular component: nucleus. Bases 1406 to 2299 code for a protein of 297 amino acids.